GGCGUUGACCCGGUACCCGACGCACAGGGAGAAAAGAUGUGCUGGGACUCUAUGAUGAAGCUGAAGGGCUUUGAUGCAGCAGCAAGGAAACAAGGGAAACACAAGCAGAGAGUUUGGUUGAAAGUUUCCUCCAGUGGCCUGAGAAUCGUGGAUGAAAGGACUGGGGCUGUACUUUAUGACCAUGACAGGAGCAGGAUCAGCUCUUUAACAAAAGAUAAGUCUGACCCCAGAGCUCUGGCCUACGUCUCCCAGCACCAAGACACCUACUGCCUCUUCUACAUUAAGAUGGCCAACCUGGCAGAUCCGGUCCUGGUUGACAUUGAGGAGGUUUGUCAGAAUGUGGACGCAGAGACGCCACAAGAAGCUGCCGAAGCCCCGACACAAAACAAUUCCAUACUGCUACUAAGUGACAGUUCAGCCCCUCCAGCUGAGGAACCAGCUUUUGAGGAUGUUUUCAGUCCACGGCCGGAUUCUUCAUCAGGACAAUCAAACCAGGCCUCUUUUAGUAAUGAGUUGAUGGAAGUCUUUUCCAUCCAGAAGGAGGAGCCACUGAUGGCCAACCAGAGCUCAUGCACCAGUCAGCCAGAGCCUCCACAGCCAACGCUCGGCACCUCUCAGAUCCUCUCCCUGUUCCCCACACAGCCAGUAGGGGGCUCUCCAUACUCCUCUCCCCCAUACUCUCACACCAGCACCGUGCCCUGGGGCCAACAGGGGCUCCUGGGAAAUCAGUGGGCAGGUCCAGCUGCGGCGCCCUGGCCCACAAUGCCCAGCAGUAUGGCAUCAUGGGCAACAACAGGCAUGGCAGCGCCCCCUACAGGCGGACAGAUUCUGGCUCAGGGGCCUCAGCCAGGAGUCAUGGGGGGAGGAAAUACACUUGCUUCACCCACUGCUGUCACCCCUUUAAACUCCUUCUACGCACCCGCUGGAGCAACAGGACCACUGCAGUCAGUGUCUCCCUCCUUAGAGCAGAAUCCCUACCUGUGAUGAACUGGUUAAAAUGGGAAAAUUGUUAAUAAAUUGAAAAUUGCUGCUUAUUGAGCAUUAUUAACCAUGUUAAUUUAAUUUCAAUUUAAUUUCCUUUUUUUACUUGGACAUAUAAUCAAAUAUUUGUGUUGCUAUUCAAGUAAACUGGAAGAUUUAAAAAAUCAAACAUGUGAGUCAGAGUUACGGUUUAACAAUUACUGUCUGUUUAAACUGGACAACCUUUUCACUGCUCUUGUCUCAUAAAAAUAAUAGUUGAAAUCGUAAAGUAAUAUUAUUACAGAUCAAUACUGAUCACGUUA
Messenger RNA from Perca flavescens (yellow perch), 1283 nucleotides. RefSeq names its product disabled homolog 1. The transcript is spliced from 8 exons. Lineage: Eukaryota; Metazoa; Chordata; Actinopteri; Perciformes; Percidae. Gene Ontology annotation, cellular component: cytoplasm; intracellular membrane-bounded organelle. The record is from RefSeq and is a predicted model, not a curated record. The coding region runs from base 37 to 984 and encodes 315 amino acids.